Messenger RNA from Aquila chrysaetos chrysaetos, 1818 nucleotides. RefSeq names its product formin-2-like. The record is from RefSeq and is a predicted model, not a curated record. Bases 1 to 1038 code for a protein of 345 amino acids. The transcript is spliced from 3 exons. NCBI's taxonomy places the organism in Eukaryota, Metazoa, Chordata, Aves, Accipitriformes, Accipitridae.
AUGAAAACAAGCCCACCUGCAUUCCACCUCCAUCCCUCCUCAAUCCCACCUGCAUUCCACCUCCAUCCCUCCUCAAUCCCACCUGCAUUCCACCUCCAUCCCUCCUCAAUCCCACCUGCAUUCCACCUCCAUCCUUCCUCAAUCCCACCUGCAUCCCCCCUCCAGCCUGCCUGCAUCCCUCCUCAAGCCCACCUGCAUUCCACCUCCAUCCCUCCUCAAUCCCACCUGCAUUCCACCUCCAUCCCUCCUCAAGCCCACCUGCAUUCCACCUCCAUCCCUCCUCAAGCCCACCUGCAUUCCACCUCCAUCCUUCCUCAAUCCCACCUGCAUUCCACCUCCAUCCCUCCUCAAUCCCACCUGCAUUCCACCUCCAUCCUUCCUCAAUCCCACCUGCAUUCCACCUCCAUCCCUCCUCAAGCCCACCUGCAUUCCACCUCCAUCCCUCCUCAAGCCCACCUGCAUUCCACCUCCAUCCCUCCUCAAUCCCACCUGCAUCCCCCCUCCAGCCUGCCUGCAUCCCUCCUCAAUCCCACCUGCAUUCCACCUCCAUCCCUCCUCAAUCCCACCUGCAUUCCACCUUCAUCCCUCCUCAAUCCCACCUGCAUCCAGCCUGCAUCCUUCCUCAAUCCCACCUGCAUUCCACCUCCAUCCCUCCUCAAUCCCACCUGCAUCCCACCUCCAUCCCUCCUCAAUCCCACCCGCAUCCUGCGUGCAGCCUGCCUGCUCCCCUCCUCCAGCCUGCCUGCACCCCUCCUCAAUCCCACCUGCAUUCCAUCUUCACCCCUCCUCAAUCCCACCUGCAUUACAUCCCCAUCGCUCCUUAAUGCCACCCACAUCUUGCUUCUCUCCCCCAUCCUGCCUCCAUCCCACCUAACUUUCCUCCUCCAACCUGCUUGCAUCCCACCACUAUCCUGUUUCCAUCCCACCUCCAUCCUGACUGCUUCCCACCUCCAGCCAGCUUCCAUCCUGCCCGCUUCUCUCCUGCGUCCUAUCUCCAUCCCCUGCCCGUCCCACCUCCGUCGCGCCAGCAACCUUUGAAGUUUUCAUCUGGAAGUCCAGCAAGGUUUUUACUGUGUCGUUACUGUGUUCACUGACUUUUUUUCCCCCUCAUUUUGGCUGAUUUUCAGAAAAAGGAUGAACACACAAAAAGGUCAUCUUAAGAGCCAGUUUCAAGCCCUGUUCUAAACCCCAAGGAUGCUAAAGGUGCUCUUUAAUGAGAAAGACCAUCCAUUUUUUUCUUUUCUCACCCCUCUCUGGGAGAGGGAGGGGAUAAAAUAUAUUCACCACCACCCUCAGAAAUGGACAGACCAUUUGGCCUGGAAGAGAAAACAAUAACUCUAAUCAGCGAUCAGAAGUCUAGACAUCCGGCAGCCAGUGUGGAAAAUCAAAGCUUGGCAAAGGAAAUCACCUGGGACUUAUUUCAGACAUUGAAAAGGGGAACCCUGAGGACUCCUUAGCAGGGACGGUCCGUGGUGCUUGGUGCUGCACCGAUGGAGCAGAAGGGCUGGUCUGCAAAGGUCAGAGGGAUGCAAUGCUGCUGACUGGCUUCUCUAGACUUUCAGAAAGGUUUAGGUGCCUUAUAGGAGCUCAGGCCUUAUGGCAGGACACAAGCAGAUGCCAAACGAGAUGGAAUAAAAGCAGAUGAUUAAUCCUCAUUUCUUCCCAGCUUCGUCUGUGACACCUGGGCAAGGCUGCUCCAAACUGUCCAGGCACCUCAGAGCAUUUCUGCAAGAUUUUGCAGCUGACUUGCACACCCUUGCAGUGGCAGAACAUCUCCCACGACUCAUCGGUUGGGCUUUGAUGAGGUUAAUAACGGUU